AGCGGGCUGGGCGGCGCGCCGGGGCAGCCCCAGCCGUGCGCCGCGUCGCUGUAAUCGGACACCCGAGCGCUCGCCCCCUGCGCCCGGCCACUUUUCCAUUCACUCCGAGGUGCUUGAUUGAGCGACGCGGAGAAGGGCUCCGGGUGCCACGGCACUACAGGGUUGAGGAUUCCUGUACAAAGAAACUCAGAGGACCUGGAAAAAAAAAAAAAAGAAAAAGAAUAUCACGUUGGGACGCUCUAGAAAUUAAGGUCUUCUGAGAAAAGGACUGGAGAGACUGGCGGAUCCAUUCCGGUUGUAAAUUGGUGACCGUUCCGUGCUGAGCUCUUCCAACCUCGGUAUUUUCCCUUGGAUAUUAACUUGCAAAUCUGAAGAAAUGGCAUUCCAGGCAAUUUGCAUGUUGGUUGGAGUAUUUGUUUGUUCUAUCUGUGUAAAAGGAUCUUCCCAGCCCCAAGCAAGAGUUUAUUUAACAUUUGAUGAACUCCGGGACACCAAGACCUCUGAGUACUUCAGCCUGUCCCUCCACCCUUUAGACUACAGGAUACUUCUAAUGGAUGAAGAUCAGGAUCGGAUCUAUGUGGGCAGCAAAGACCACAUUCUCUCCUUGAAUAUUAACAAUAUAAGUCAAGAACCCUUGAGUGUUUUCUGGCCAGCAUCUGCAAUCAAAGUUGAAGAGUGCAAAAUGGCUGGCAAAGAUCCUACACAUGGCUGUGGGAACUUUGUCCGUGUAAUUCAGACUUUCAACCGCACUCAUCUGUAUGUCUGUGGCAGUGGCGCUUUCAGCCCAGUUUGCACUUACCUGAACAGAGGGAGGAGGUCAGAGGACCAAGUUUUCAUGAUUGACUCCAAGUGUGAAUCUGGAAAAGGACGAUGCUCUUUCAACCCCAAUGUGAACACUGUAUCUGUUAUGAUCAAUGAGGAGCUUUUCUCAGGAAUGUAUAUAGAUUUCAUGGGGACAGAUGCUGCUAUUUUUCGAAGUUUAACCAAGAGGAAUGCAGUCAGAACAGAUCAACACAAUUCCAAAUGGCUGAGUGAACCGAUGUUUGUGGAUGCACAUGUCAUUCCUGAUGGAACUGAUCCAAAUGAUGCUAAGGUGUACUUCUUCUUCAAAGAAAAGCUGACUGACAAUAACAGGAGCACAAAACAGAUUCAUUCCAUGAUUGCUAGAAUUUGUCCUAAUGACACUGGUGGGCUGCGUAGCCUUGUCAACAAGUGGACCACCUUCUUAAAAGCGCGGCUGGUAUGUUCAGUCACAGAUGAAGAUGGCCCAGAAACACACUUCGAUGAAUUAGAGGAUGUGUUUCUGCUGGAAACUGAUAAUCCAAGGACAACACUAGUGUAUGGCAUUUUUACAACAUCAAGCUCAGUUUUUAAAGGUUCAGCCGUGUGUGUGUAUCAUUUAUCUGAUAUACAGACUGUGUUUAAUGGGCCUUUUGCCCACAAAGAAGGGCCCAAUCAUCAGCUGAUUUCCUAUCAGGGGAGAAUUCCAUACCCUCGCCCUGGAACUUGCCCAGGAGGAGCAUUUACGCCCAACAUGCGAACCACCAAGGAGUUCCCUGAUGAUGUUGUCACUUUCAUUCGGAACCAUCCUCUGAUGUACAAUUCCAUCUACCCAAUCCACAGGCGGCCUUUGAUUGUCCGCAUAGGCACUGACUACAAGUAUACGAAGAUCGCUGUGGACCGAGUGAAUGCUGCGGAUGGUAGAUACCAUGUCCUGUUUCUUGGAACCGAUCGGGGGACUGUACAGAAGGUGGUGGUCCUUCCCAAUAACACCUCCACCAGUGGCGAGCUCAUUCUGGAGGAGCUGGAAGUCUUUAAGAAUCAUGUUCCCAUAACAACAAUGAAAAUCUCAUCCAAAAAGCAACAAUUGUACGUGAGCUCCAAUGAAGGGAUUUCCCAAGUGUCCUUGCAUCGCUGCCACAUCUAUGGGACAGCCUGUGCUGACUGCUGUCUGGCAAGGGACCCCUACUGUGCCUGGGAUGGCCACUCUUGCUCUAGAUUCUACCCAACUGGGAAGCGGAGGAGCCGAAGGCAAGAUGUGAGACAUGGAAAUCCACUGACUCAAUGCAGAGGAUUUAACCUAAAAGCAUAUCGAAAUGCAGCUGAAAUUGUUCAGUACGGAGUAAAAAAUAACACCACUUUUCUUGAGUGUGCCCCCAAGUCUCCACAGGCAUCUAUCAAGUGGUUGCUACAGAAAGACAAAGACAGGAGGAAAGAGGUUAAGCUGAAUGAGCGUAUUAUAGCCACUCCACAAGGACUCCUGAUCCGCUCUGUUCAAGAUUCUGACCAAGGACUGUAUCACUGCAUUGCAACAGAAAACAGCUUCAAGCAGACCAUAGCCAAAAUCAACUUCAAAGUUUUAGAUUCAGAAAUGGUGGCUGUUGUGACAGACAAGUGGUCACCGUGGACCUGGGCCAGCUCUGUGAGGGCUUUACCUUUCCACCCAAAGGACAUCAUGGGUGCAUUCAGCCACUCAGAAAUGCAGAUGAUCAAUCAGUACUGCAAAGACACUCGACAGCAACAUCAACAGGGGGAAGAAUCACAAAAAUUGAGAGGAGACUACGGCAAGUUAAAGGCUCUCAUCAAUAGCCGAAAAAGUAGAAACAGGAGAAAUCAAUUGCCAGAGUCGUAAUGUUUUCAUACGUGGGGCUUAUGCUUCUAGUAACAAAUGCUCUGUCUUCAAUGAUCAAACUUUGAGCAAAGAAUCUUGUUCUUUACCCAUGAAAAAUUCCUGAGAAAAGGUGAUUACUCACUCCUAGAGUGAGUUUUACAUGAACUGAAAUGAGCAUGCAUUUCGUGUAUGAUAUUGACUAGCAGUAGACAUGUCAUGGUCCUCAUGGUGCAUAUAAAUAUUUAACUUAACCCAGAUUUUAUUUAUAUCUUUAUUCAUCUUUUAUUCAAAAUCAAUGUGGUAGCUACAGAAGUAGAAUUGUUACAUCUCUCAAUUGAAUGAGGGUAGUAACACUGGUAUUUCUUCCCUACUUUGGGGGUUUAGAUUUCUGAUUGGCAAUGAUUUUACAUAUGAAAAUAAAUUCUAUUUCACAACUUUCACAUAGGUAAAGUCAUGUAAAUGCAUGUGACAUGACAGAAUGCCAUCGGAAGAAAUGUAAGAUAGAUAAUGUACAGGGAAGAGGGCAUCUAAGCAUUAUUUAAAAACAUGAGUGAUUCAUAAAAAGAAAAUGAUGAGUUUAUGCUUCCAGUGAAAUUACUAUUUUUUUUUAAGAUUGUAAAAUUUGUCAGUUGCUGAUACUUGUCAUUGAUCUUGGUUCUUUUGUUUCAGAAAGCUAAAGUGAAUAAUCUAUACCCUAAAGAUCUUUGAUGGAGUUAAAGCAAUGGAACAUGUAGGUUUAUAUUGUUGUCAUCUUCCAGACAAAAGUUGUUUGGAAGUUAUUUAAGUUAUUAUAGACUUAAAUAUAAUCUUACAUUAUUUAAUUGAUUACUAUUUUGGUUCUAAUUUUUUAUCUGUGUGGCAAAUUAAACAAUAUAAAAAGAAAACAUUUUGAAGUAUCAAACUUCUCCAUGGGGGGUGAAAACCAUCAAAAAGGAAAAAAAAAAUAAAGUAGAAAUUUUCAUGUUAUCAUGAAGAAUUUAUAACAAAUGUGGCUAAUUUUCAAUUUCAAUCAUCAAGUUCUAUGAUUUAUUCUCUUUUAAAAAAAAAUCUCACAUCAUACUGAUUUUUCAGUCACACCCUAUCUUUUAUAUUCAUAUGUGUGUGGUGGAGAGGUGCUCAUUAUGUCAAAAAAGGAAAAAGAGUAUAAUGUAAACAAAAUUAACAUUCUUUAAGAAGAUCCAAGAUUUCUGUCUUCAUUCAUAUUAUUUUAUUUUCAUUUCAAAUAUUCUUUUAAAUAAAUGUUAAUACAUAUAUUCAAUGGCCUUUAAAGGUAAUCGUAUAAGCUUUUAAUGAAUAAUUAUGUUCUAAUUGUAUGUUUGGAUGGUUUCAUUAGAAUAAUUUAAAAUGACUUUCUCCAAAUUAAAAAUUAGAUGGCAGAAUCAUAAGAAAUUCCUCAUGUUCUCAUAUUCCUUCAAAAAACACAGCUUUUACCUUUUCAUUUCAUUUACUUAAUUUUUUAUGUUACCAGGUAAAAGCAAGAAUCGUAACAAAUACCUACACAGAAUCUACUAUAAAAAUUAUAUUUGUAGUUAACAAUUCAUGAAGAAGCUAAUGAAGGCCAUUUUGAAUAUUGAGUAAAACUUUAAGAACUAAGAUCAGGGCUGAUGGGUAUAGCUCAGUUGUACCACAUGCUUUGCAUGAGCAGAGCCCUAGAUUCAGUCCCUAGCACCAUCACUGCCACCAAAAAAAUAUUGUUCAAAAGAGCAUGGUCAUUGAUUUAAGAAUAUCUUUAUUAAUUAAGUGUUGGUAUAUUUUGAUAUUCUAAAAGGGGGCCUCUAAGUGGCAAAAAUAAUCAUCAAAAUGUACAACAUAAAUGACAACCAACUUCAUUCAUUUUUAAAGCUAUUCUCCCAAACGUGUGUGAUUCUUAAAUAAUCUCUAAAGCAGUUUAUUAUGCAGAUGGUUUGCCUGCUGAAAAGGUUUAUAUUUAUUUUUUUCCACUCUGCACCCAAAUAGCAGCACAUGUCAAUGUAAGGUCAACACCAUCCUCUCAUCAAUGUUUUUAUGUACAGAAUUAAAGCAGAAUUGUUCUCAAAUUAUAGUUUCUCCUGCUUCACAGAGGCCCAAACUUAUACACAAUAUGGUGUUUAGUUUUAUAAUAUUAUUUGUACUAUUUAAUACCUUCUAUUGUGACCAUUACUAAAUUGUAUAUACUUUUAUUACUUUAAAAAAUAUGGAAAUUCUUCUUGAACAAAGCUCUGGCAAAUGUAAAGAAAAAUUUCUUUCUCAAAAAUAGUGUUAAUGUAUACUGAAUACUGGUGGUUGAUUGGUUUUAUAUGGUGUAGUUUGGUAAUUCAAUAAUUUAGUAUUUUUUUCAUUUGUAUUAUAUAUAAAAUUUCCUAGAAAUGCACUUUUCUGUUUUCAAAUUGUAGGUUUGUGAAUAGAUUUUAGCAUGAUGAAUCUGUCAUUACAGUGAAUGUGCAUUAUGUGUAAGAAAACAAAAUGUAGGUAUCACAUUAAAGUUUAAUUGGACAUGAAAGAAAUCAUUUGCUUGGCAAAAUAAAACACAUUGAAUUCCCCCAA
Molecule: messenger RNA, 5134 nt
Organism: Marmota monax (woodchuck)
Lineage: Eukaryota; Metazoa; Chordata; Mammalia; Rodentia; Sciuridae
Gene: Sema3c
Product: semaphorin 3C
Exons: 18
Coding region: 377-2632 (751 amino acids)
Biological process (GO): negative chemotaxis; positive regulation of cell migration; neural crest cell migration
Molecular function (GO): semaphorin receptor binding; chemorepellent activity
Source: RefSeq, a predicted model, not a curated record